Molecule: messenger RNA, 1013 nt
Organism: Saimiri boliviensis boliviensis (Bolivian squirrel monkey)
Lineage: Eukaryota; Metazoa; Chordata; Mammalia; Primates; Cebidae
Gene: ECRG4
Product: ECRG4 augurin precursor
Biological process (GO): G1 to G0 transition; central nervous system development; cellular senescence
Source: RefSeq, a predicted model, not a curated record
CGGGCGGCGCUGGCCACGCGGCAUCCCGCGUCCAGUGGUUCUCCGCGGCCGCCCCCCGCGAGCAUUCCUGACCGUGUAGCCCGGGGGCCGCGUUCCUCGUGGGGCCGGGGCUGGAGAGGGGACCUCGGCGGUGCUCUCCCUGGCGCCGGGCGCAGCCACUUGGCCCGCAGCCCUCUGGCGCGGCGCCGACCCGCCAGGUCCCGCCCAGGCAGCCACGCAGGAAUAACCCGCGGCCGCGCCGGCCCCCUCGCACCCGUCUCCCGCGACCAGUCCUCCGGCGCAGCAGCUCCAAGUGCUCCCCUCGCCCUCCUGCUCGCGCCCCGCCGCCAUGGCCGCCUCCCCCGCGCGGCCCGCGGUCCUGGCCCUGACUGGGCUGGCCCUGCUCCUGCUCCUGUGCUGGGGCCCAGGUGGCAUACGUGGAAAUAAACUCAAGCUGAUGCUUCAAAAACGAGAAGCACCUGUUCCAACUAAGACUAACGUGGCUGUUGAUGAGAACAAAGCCAAAGAAUUCCUCGGCAGCCUGAAGCGCCAGAAGCGGCAGCUGUGGGACCGGACUCGGCCCGAGGUGCAGCAGUGGUACCAGCAGUUUCUCUACAUGGGCUUUGACGAAGCGAAAUUCGAAGAUGACAUCACCUAUUGGCUUAACAGGGAUCGAAAUGGACAUGAGUACUAUGGCGAUUACUACCAACGUCACUAUGAUGAAGACUCUGCAAUUGGUCCCCGGAGCCCCUACAGUUUUAGGCAUGGAGCCAGCGUCAACUAUGAAGACUACUAACCAUGACCUGCCACACGCUGUACAAGAAGCCAAUAUUGACUCUCUUCAUGUAUCUCCUAAUGCCUUACACUACUUGGUUUCUGGUUUGUUCUAUUUCAGCAGAUCUUUUCUACCUACUUUGUGUGAUCAAAAAAGAAGAGUUAAAAUGACACAUGUAAACGCCUUUUGGUAUUUCAUGGGAAUGCCUAACAAUGUAUCUCAUUUAAAAAUAGAAAUAAAGCAUUUUGUUAAAAAGAAA